Messenger RNA from Protopolystoma xenopodis, 294 nucleotides. NCBI's taxonomy places the organism in Eukaryota, Metazoa, Platyhelminthes, Monogenea, Polystomatidea, Polystomatidae. The record is from the annotation of a GenBank genome assembly.
AUGAAACUGUAUGUUCAUCAGAUCAACCACAUCCCCAACAACGGUCUUCUCACCAACAAACUGGGCCUGCUUUUCAGUCUUCGCGCCUACGAGCGUACCUUUUGGCAAUUCCGCAACCGGCCGCCUGGUCUACAGAUGCGUGAUUUCUUCCCAGAAACCUACGUUCUCGACGAUGCCGCCGAGAGAUCCGCCUUCUUCCACGCGGCUCUGAUGGACGAGCAGCCCUCGAGUCGAGAGAUGAGCUCAUCGGUCUCCUCUUCGACCAACACACCGACGACUCAACAGUCCAAAACA